Molecule: messenger RNA, 1931 nt
Organism: Bursaphelenchus okinawaensis
Lineage: Eukaryota; Metazoa; Nematoda; Chromadorea; Rhabditida; Aphelenchoididae
Source: the annotation of a GenBank genome assembly
AUGUGGAUAGUUGCCAGAUGGAGAACAUUACGGGAACGCCCAACCCGCUCCACGCGCUGCGUAUUUUAUGGUGGACAUGCUUUAAAUGACCGCAUGAAGAAGCCCACACCGUCUGAGCGACGUCGCAACUUGGAACGGUAGGUCAUCGUCUUGGGCUCGGAGUAAGGAUAAGUUAGUGAAUUUUUAUAUAUAAGUUUUUUAGCUUAUCAUUAAUUUUCAAGGAGCCUUUGAGUACUCUUACUAAUUUACAUUAGCUUAAUUAAUAACUCGUAUUAGAAAGUAAACAAUAAGAAUAAUUUAUUUUAGUCACUAUGGUACGGUCGAAUUUCACUGUCGAUUUGGGAACUCGUUUCUGGCUUCGCUUUACUGGGGCUUCAGACGGAUCCAUUACUUUUUGUGCUUUUAUGACAACGGUAUGUUCUAAACCCUUUGCCAAUUAAUCAUUUGCACCAGAUGUGGAAGUCGACGUGGAGGAUCUUCUAAUUAACCCGUUCAAUACACAGCCUCCGGCGUUGGACGAUUUGCAAAGGCUCACCGGCUUCCGAAGAGACUGGAUCAUGUUUUUGUACAGGAAUUUUAAACAGGUAAGAAAUGUAAAAAUGAGGGUUUUAAGUUUAACAUAAUGCAAAUAGCAACUGAAAAGAUCAAUUUAACACAUGAUUGUAAAGUUCUAUGACCUGAGCGAUUUGAAGAUCAAUACUUUCAAGCUCGUUAUCUCUUUUUGAACGUGUAAAUUCACGGAGCGUCGGCGAUGUAUGAACGUACAUCAACAUAAUAGUCAUCUGAAAUAGCCCAAACUUUAAAAAUUCGAAAUUUUAAACUUUACAUCCUUUACACUUUAAAGAAUGUCACAAAUAUAAGCUAUAUUUUACUCCUAUAUUAAACUUAAAAAUCACGAAAUGUAACUUACGAUAACAAAAAUGAACGUGUGUGCAAUCAUUUCGUCGAUAGCACAACAACAAAGUAAACCCUAACCUUGCUUUCACUUUUUAUGUUAUUGUUGUUGUAGAUCUCGGCGAAUGGUCGGAUGUCCCAGAUGCAAUGGCGACAGAUAUUCAGGUUAAUAUUCAAAGGAACCACUGAUUAUGAAUUCGCUGACCGCCUUUUUAACGCCAUCGUAGGCACUCGCUCCCAUCGUAUGAUCACAUUUGAAGACCUGAUUGUAUGCAUAUACGAUCUGACUCAGUCUUUCCAGGCAUCGAACGAUUCCAUCGAUGAUUCUGUUCCUUCUACUACUAAAGCUCAAUUUACGUUUUGCUUAAUGCAACCGGAUGAUAAGGUAUGGCAUUAUUUGUAAAUUAUGACAAAAUUUAAAGGAUGUAGCCUUUUCUAUUUAGUAUAGUAUUUUUUAACAAAAUGACACAAAUUUAGUUUUAAAAAUGAGAUUUUAGCAAGUAUAUAUGUUACAUUUUUAGGGUCGUGUUGACAUAGAAACGUUUACAAAUUACGUGGAAUGUAUAUAUAACCUGAAUGCAUCGCUCAAAGGCUCAGCAGCUUCUGGAGACGCUGCCACUCUUGGCAUCAUUAGUGGAAGCACACAUGGCUCACAAUAUUACGGUGAUAAGGGGAAAAAAGAAGUCUCUCAACCAUGGGUUCAAGCUAUGGCCAAACAACAGUUCAAGGUAUGUAAAGUAAUCUAGGUUGUCAAUUCCCAUGUGGAUUACGAUUAUUCUUUACAAAAAUAUACCAAUUUUGUAAACAAUUAUAACAUUGACGACAGAAAGUCGCAAAAAAUGUUAGUUUUUAAGAAGAAUUGACUUUUUUGACAGUUUCAAUUAAACAAAACUGUCAGAAAAACAUAACCAUUCCAGGCUAUUGAUCUUGAUGAAGACGGAUACAUUAUGCUAAAGGACGUGCAAAGGCUAUUCAAUGACCGAGAAGACAUUUACAAAGGAAUAAUUCUCAAAAAAGAAUCUCAAAUCGACUUUUAA